AUGUUGUUCUCUUUCACCAAAGUCGUCUUCGCCACUCUCGCGUUCGGCGUUGCCGCCGUUUCCGCUAUCCCCACUCCUGCUCCUGCUAACGCAGUUGCAAAGCACGGUGGCGAGGACGUCUUGGCUCUUCUCGCCAGCGUAAAAGCUGACGUCGACGUUGACAUCGGCAAGCUCAAUGCUCUCGUCGCUGCUGACGUGACCCUCGACGUCCUCGGUCCCAUCGUGGCCGACAUCAAGGUUAAGAUCGAUCUCGCCACCACGACUGUCAAAGGGUACGGCCCUGACCAGUGGCAGGGCGAUUCUGCCAACGACAUCUCUGUCAGCAUCAAUGCACUCAUCGUGGCUCUCAUCGACCCAAUCAACCGCAUCAAGGGGCUCAACGGCGACGUUACCAUUAUCAACGUCUUCGCCGACAUCGACAUCUCCCUCGGCGGCCUGCUCAACGCCAUCCUCGCCCUCGUGAGCGUCGACGUCUCCGUCAACAUCAAGCUCAACCUCGUCCUCAUCCUUGCCCCCGUCGUCGUCAUCCUCCACGGCCUCGACUUCACCGUCUUACUCAACAUCCUCGCCAUCCUCUGA
Messenger RNA from Stereum hirsutum FP-91666 SS1, 579 nucleotides. RefSeq lists its product as uncharacterized. Bases 1 to 579 code for a protein of 192 amino acids. The record is from RefSeq and is a predicted model, not a curated record. Lineage: Eukaryota; Fungi; Basidiomycota; Agaricomycetes; Russulales; Stereaceae. The transcript has 4 exons.